CUAUUAAUAUACAUCUUAAUAUUACUCCCAGUUGUGCCACCUCCAUUGGCUAUCUACCCGCUGAAUGGAAACUACACAACCGAAGAUUUACUUCGAAGGCCGGCAAUCAAGGGCGUCGCGCAUAACGUUGAGCUCGUGGAUGGGCCGUACAACGUACCUGAUGGAGCCUAUCAAUUUAAAGGCCAGGCCAACAGUUACAUCGAGUUUCCAAAUGGUAACCUCAUACUAGACGCUAAGUACUCAAUCACGCUUAUGUGUUGGGUUAAACCCGGGGGCAAGGACGGACCGCUUUUUAACUACAAUAAGAACAAUUGGGGCGUUCACAUCUGGCUCGCCCAAGCAGGAAGGUUCUUCGUAAGAAUCACCAAAGCUGGCUCGCACGCUUUCCAUCCAUUUGUACAGACAGUUAAUCCUCUUCCAAUAGGAAAGUGGGCUCAUGUUGCAGCCACGUACGACUUCAAUACUGGUUACAACGCCAUAUAUGUCGAUGGGGUACUACAAGCUCCCAGUAAGAAUGUUGGUAGGGGGUCCCCAUCGAUACCUAUCUCGACCAACGACCCUGAAGUUCGAAUGGGUGCAAGGCUAAGCGAUGGCAGAUACUUCAACGGAGCAAUUUGUCAGAUGGGAAUAUGGAAUGUUGCGCUUACCCAAGAACAGAUAGAAGUGGAAAUGAGAAAGAAAGGUAGUUUUAAAGCCUAAGCGCGCGUGUCUGCCAAUUUGUAAUACCUCCAUGUGAGCAAAAUGUGACGUUGAGACCAUUUUCUAAUAUACCGGCCGUUCGAAAUUCACCUUUUUCCCAUAGACCUGAAUGCACCAUGUUCACCACUUAACUCAGUUUUGCGAUACUGAAAUUGCCUAAAAUGUUGAAACCUUCACUAGCUUGCAGGGCUCAGUUGUUCAAAAGGUGGACAACGCUUUCCAACGGAUAAAUCAUAAUUUAUCCAGUGGAUAACCCAGUUGGUUUCCCUAAUGCUUAUCCGGUAAAUACCUCUAUCCGAGGAGUACUCCAUAUGAUUACUUAUACAGGGAGGCUCCGUCCGAAAGGGGUACCUUUUUUUCAGGCUUAAGUUAUAUGAAAGGGUAGGGAUUUCCCUUGUUGAAGUAUAUGGAAAGGUAGGGAAAUCUGUCAUUUGGGUCUAUGAAAGGGUCCAAUAGGGCUAACAGAUGAAUUUAUGGCUGUAUAAAGUCGAGAAAACGUUCUAAUUUGUGAUUGAUUACUCAGUUCAACAGUUAAAAGGGAUGCAAAGUUCUGAACAUGGUAUGUGAAAGGGGUACCAUUUGUCAAACGAAGGUAAACGAAAGGGGGACCUUUUCGUAAAAAAUGGUAUAUAAAAGUUGGACCUCGGGGCGGAGCCUCCCCGUAUAAACACUUCUUGAGUACCACCCGGGGCGCUAUCCAACGUUUCAACAACUACGGGCCAGAUGACCUAGUUUAUUGUGUUACUUCUCAAACAGCUAUACGACAACCAAAGCCAUGCGACAUCAAUCCCUGUGAACAUGGAGGGACAUGUCUGAAUGAUGGAAACAGCUUCAAAUGUGUUUGCCCUGAAGGAUAUACCGGACGGACGUGCGGACAAGGCAAGUAAAGACACUAUUAGUGCUCUAAAAAUAACAUCAUCAUAAAUUUGGUAUGGGAACUUGUACGAAGUUGGACCCUACAUUAAGCGAAUAACCACUGUUUAUAGAAUUAUUAUUUAUAAUAUAACCAGCUGGCACUGAUCAUUAUUUUAAUGAUACCAGCAUAUAUCCUCUCGAUACGAUGGUAUGUUUAACAAUCAUUCCAUAAGAGCGCAUUGAAUAUGACACGGUAGCAAAGCGCCGGGUCAGCUUAACUAAUGUCAAAUACAACAAGCGCGCUUUUUAUUGAAAAUCACCGCUCAAAGAAUAUCUAUAAACCUUUCUGAAAUUAUUUUUUUAAAAACGAACGGUGAAAAAACAAGGAGCAAUUAAGGGAUUAUAGUGGUCUCAAUUUCAUUUGUCGCCCGAUAAGCCCCUGAGAUGUACUCCACCUAGUCCAUUACUAAUGAAAAGAAAGUCAAUGAGAGAAAAUAUUUGAAAGUGGCGAUUUUUGUUUACUUUCAUUUCUUCAUGAAAUAGACAUCGAUGAGUGUGCGUAUUGGUAUUACUUGAGCUACGGAUUAUAUAAUCGUGUCAUUCGGACUAAAAUUAGCCCUUUAUCCAAUAAUCCUGGUAAUUAUUGAAACAUUUGCUUUAAAAACGCGUUACGGAGAUUGCUUCAUCUUCGAAGACUUUUAACUUUUAACCAAUUGGCGGAUCGUGGGAUAUAAAAAAAAGUGAUACCAAACAUGGAACGAUUACUACAUAUUUCCGUCAACAGAGGGCGAUUAUUCGAGGGAGGCGAUUAAUCGAGGAACGACUAUUUUGGGGGGAAAUACGACACCCUCCACCUGUAGAUCAUUUGAAAUACAGGGAGGGCAACUGAAAAACCCCUUAAAACACCCGUUACAUAGAUAUCUGAUUGUAUGUGUACUAUUAAUAUACCUUAACAGUACUCCCACUCCCAGUUGUGCCACCUCCAUUGGCUAUCUACCCGCUGAAUGGAAACUACACAACCGAAGAUUUACUUCGAAGGCCGGAAAUCAAAGGCGUCGCCCAUAACGUUGAGCUCGUGGAUGGGCCAUACAACGUACCUGAUGGAGCCUAUCAAUUUAAAGGCCAGGCCAACAGUUACAUCGAGUUUCCAAAUGGUAACCUCAUACUAGACGCUAAGUACUCAAUCACGCUUAUGUGUUGGGUUAAACCCGGGGGCAAGGACGGACCGCUUUUUAACUACAAUAAGAACGAUUGGGGCGUUCACAUCUGGCUCGCCCAAGCAGGAAGGUUCUUCGUAAGAAUCACAAAAGCUGGCUCGCACGCUUUUCAUCCAUUUGUACAGACAGUUAAUCCUCUUCCAAUAGGAAAGUGGGCUCAUGUUGCAGCCACGUACGACUUCAAUACCGGUUACAACGCUAUAUAUGUGGACGGGGUACUACAAGCUCCCGGUAAGAAUGUUGGCAGGGGGUCCCCAUCGAUACCUAUCUCGACCAACGACCCUGAAGUUCGAAUGGGUGCAAGGCUAAGCGAUGGCAGAUACUUCAACGGAGCAAUUUGUCAGAUGGGAAUAUGGAAUGUUUCGCUUACCCAAGAACAGAUAGAAGUGGAGAUGAGAAAGAAAGGUAAUUUGAAAGCCUGAGCGCGCGUGUCUGCCAAUUUGUCCUACCACCAUGUGAGCAAAAUGUGACGUUGAGACCAUUUUCUAAUAUACCGGCCGUUCGAAAUUCACCUUUUUCUCAUAGACCUGAAUGCACCAUGUUCACCACUUAACUCAGUUUUGCGAUACUGAAAUUGCCUAAAAUGUUGAAACCUUCACUAGCUUGCAGGGCUCAGUUAUUCAAAAGGUGGACAACUCUUUCCAACGGAUAAAUCAUAAUUUAUCCAGUGGAUAACGCAAUUGGUUCCCCUAAUGCUUAUCCGGUAAAUAGCGCUAUCCCUGGGGAGUACUCCCUAAGAUGGCCUACACAUGGAGGCUCCGCCCGAAAGGGGUACCUUUUUAGGCUUCAGGUGUAUGAAAGGGGUAGGGAUUUCACUAAUUGAAGUAUAUGAAAAGGUAGGGAAAUGUGUCAUUUAGGUUUGUUGAAGGGUCCAAAAGGGCUAACAGAUGAAUUUUAUGGCUGUAUAAAGUUGAUAAAACGUUCUACUUUGUGAUUGAUUACUGUUUAAACGACUAGUGCAUUUACAACAGUUAAAAGGGAUGCAAAGUUCUAAACAUGGUAUGUGAAAGGGGUACUAUUUGUCAAAAGAAGGUAUACGAAAGGGGGACCUUUUCGUAAAAAAUGGUAUAUAAAAGUUGGACCUCGGGGCGGAGCCUCCCCGUAUAACACUUGUUGAGUACCACCUGGGGCGCUAUCCAACGUUUGAACAACUAGGGCCAGAUGACUCAGUUUAUUGUGUUACUUAUCAAACAGCUAUACGACAACCAAAGCCAUGCGACAUCAAUCCCUGUGAACAUGGAGGGACAUGUAUGAAUGAUGGAAACAGCUUCAAAUGUGUUUGCCCUGAAGGAUAUACCGGACGGACGUGCGGACAAGGCAAGUAAAGACACCGUUUAGUGCUCUAAAAAUAACAUCAUCAUAAAUUUGGUAUGGGAACUUGUAUGAAGUUGGAUCCUACAUUAAGCGAAUAACCACUGGUUAUAGAAUUAUUAUUUAUAAUAUAACCAGCUGGCACUGAUCAUUAAUUUAAUGAUACCAGCAUAUAUCCUCUCGAUACGAUGGUAUGUUUAACAAUUAUUCCAUAAGAGCGCAUUGAAUAUAACACGGUAGCGAAGCGUCGAGUCAGCUUAACUAAUGUCAAAUACAACAAGCGCGCUUUUUAUUGAAAAUCACCGCUCAAAGAAUAUCUAUAAACCUUUCUGAAAUUAUUUUUUUAAAAACGAACGGUGAAAAAACAAGGAGCAAUUAAGGGAUUAUAGUGGUCUCAAUUUCAUUUGUCGCCCGAUAAGCCCCUGAGAUGUACUCCACCUAGUCCAUUACUAAUGAAAAGAAAGUCAAUGAGAGAAAAUAUUUGAAAGUGGCGAUUUUUGUUUACUUUCAUUUCUUCAUGAAAUAGACAUCGAUGAGUGUGCGUAUUGGUAUUACUUGAGCUACGGAUUAUAUAAUCGUGUCAUUCGGACUAAAAUUAGCCCUUUAUCCAAUAAUCCUGGUAAUUAUUGAAACAUUUGCUUUAAAAACGCGUUACGGAGAUUGCUUCAUCUUCGAAGACUUUUAACUUUUAACCAAUUGGCGGAUCGUGGGAUAUAAAAAAAAGUGAUACCAAACAUGGAACGAUUACUACAUAUUUCCGUCAACAGAGGGCGAUUAUUCGAGGGAGGCGAUUAAUCGAGGAACGACUAUUUUGGGGGGAAAUACGACACCCUCCACCUGUAGAUCAUUUGAAAUACAGGGAGGGCAACUGAAAAACCCCUUAAAACACCCGUUACAUAGAUAUCUGAUUGUAUGUGUACUAUUAAUAUACCUUAACAGUACUCCCACUCCCAGUUGUGCCACCUCCAUUGGCUAUCUACCCGCUGAAUGGAAACUACACAACCGAAGAUUUACUUCGAAGGCCGGAAAUCAAAGGCGUCGCCCAUAACGUUGAGCUCGUGGAUGGGCCAUACAACGUACCUGAUGGAGCCUAUCAAUUUAAAGGCCAGGCCAACAGUUACAUCGAGUUUCCAAAUGGUAACCUCAUACUAGACGCUAAGUACUCAAUCACGCUUAUGUGUUGGGUUAAACCCGGGGGCAAGGACGGACCGCUUUUUAACUACAAUAAGAACGAUUGGGGCGUUCACAUCUGGCUCGCCCAAGCAGGAAGGUUCUUCGUAAGAAUCACAAAAGCUGGCUCGCACGCUUUUCAUCCAUUUGUACAGACAGUUAAUCCUCUUCCCAUUGGAAUGUGGGCUCAUGUUGCAGCCACGUACGACUUCAAUACUGGUUACAACGCCAUAUAUGUCGAUGGGGUACUACAAGCUCCCAGUAAGAAUGUUGGCAGGGGGUCCCCAUCGAUACCUAUCUCGACCAACGACCCUGAAGUUCGAAUGGGUGCAAGGCUAAGCGAUGGCAGAUACUUCAACGGAGCAAUUUGUCAGAUGGGAAUAUGGAACGUUGCGCUUACCCAAAAACAAAUACAAGAGGAGAUGAUGAGAAAGAAAGGUAAUUUUAAAGCCUGUGCGCGCAUGUCUGCGAACUUGUCCUACCUCCACAUGGGCUACCGGUCGCUCUAAAUUCCCCAUUUUCAUAUAGACCUAAAUGCACAUUGUUAACUUCCAACAAUUCUGCAUAACCUUAGUCUUCGAUUUUUCCUGGAACGACUGUAAUACCCAGGAGAUAUUGGAAACAAUGGUUAUGUAAAACUCUGCGGGGUGAACAAGGUGCAUUAUGGUCUAUGUGAAAAUGGUGAAUGGUGGAGGGCGGGAAUUUUCCAGAUUCAUUUCUUUUGGGUGAGGCAUUGUGAGUUAAGCCAUGACCAAAGAAACUGUAGAAAAAAUUCUGCGUGAUACUAUGAAAUAAUUAUGUUGAGCCUAUAGAGGGUCUCAAUGGGGUUAAUCAUCAGCCGUCAAAAGGCCGAAAUUUAACAGUCAGUCGUCGAUAAAGGUAAUCAUUUACUGUCAACUCUCAAAAAUGCAGGUCAUGUUAAUUGUCAAAAACUUUGAAGGUAUUGCAAAUCUUACUAUCUCAGCUGAUCGAUUUCCAAGGACUUCUGGCUCCUGAAGAAUCUCUAAACUGAAAAAACCAGUUAGAAUGUACAUAAUCUCAAAAGCACUCUCUUUAGACAUUACAAGACUUUUCAACUUGUUUAUGUCUGAAAAUACCUCGAAAGUUUAUAAGUGAAAGGCUUAAAGUCCUUAAAGAGAACCUCCAAAACACAACAAGUUAAUAUUGAUUUAUGCAGAAGUUAACAUUUCUAAAAUUUCUUUGACUAAAUUUCCGCUUAAUAACCUUCAACAAUCAAAAUACGAAAAAAAAUUAACCGGCGUCCACUGUCAAAGCCUCCACCCCCAUUGAGACCCUCCCUAUAGCUAAAAUGGAGGUCAAACGUGUUGGGACCUUUCCGGUGAUAUUACUAAAACUAGCGAGCUCUCCCCUCCCACCCAAAACAAAGUUGAAUUUUGAGCAAAAUGGUUAGAAAUGAGUGCCUUUUGGCCACAAUUUGCUGGGGGGAGUGGGGGGACGACGGGAUGAACCCAAAGCCGAACCAAAAAUUGUCGUUAGGAGCAGGGUCCUACGUAACAAUUACUUGGAAGGGCUUUUUCACACAUUCAUAAGUUCUUUUGUCCUCCACUGCAGUGUUGCCUGCGUGCAGACGUCUCCUAUUUCCUUUGUUGCACGCGUACAACAAGGGAAAUAGGAGACGUCUGCACGUAGGCAAUUACAGUGUAAUAUUUACCAAUUCUGAAAAGAAUUAAAGUUUAGAUCUGACUCAUGCUGAUCGAAAUACAGAGGGUAGCUGGUAAAUUGGGGCUGAUUAUAAAACUAAAACUUUUGUUGUUCUCAUCUUCUACUAGAGGGUCUGAAUGGGGGUAGCACCUUGAUAACACAGAACACUUUCGGGGGCGAAGGCAGUUAACUCAUAGACCUGUAGUCUCGGGCCUACAAAUUUCGGGUUUGAUCACUCUACCGCUUGUUAUAAAUUAUGCGUUGUUGGGGUGAGCUAAAAAGCUUAUAAAGAGCUGAAAGUGUUGGUGAGGUCACUGCGUACUAGUCACGCGUGCAAUUUUCAGGACAUGUACGAAUGAAAGACAGCCAGGCCAACAAUCAGUCGAAAAGCAGGCUACACCCCUGACUUUGGUUCCCCGAUAUGAAACAGUCAAAUUUUAGGCAUUUUAACACUAACAGUAAAAAUGUCACCUUAACAGUAAAGUUUUCCGUCAAAGAAAGAAAGGCGGCUCUAAAACACCAAUAUUAUUUUGUUUAGUGCAUCAAAGAGUUUUCGGCCAUUUUUCGACAGUUCCCAACAAUCUCAGAACAUUUCCGAACACUACUGAAGACGUCCGAAGAACUUUCCAAACAUUUAACAUUAUAUUAUCCGAAAACAAUAAACAUUUAAAAAUGGCUAAUUUAACAGCAAACAAUAAAAAUUGUGGGCAAAUAACGCUAAACACUAAACCCCAUUCAGACCCUCUCUACUAGGGAUCGAAGCAGUUAUUUUGAAAUUUCUAGGAUACUGAAAUUGCUGAAAUUGUUGAAACCUUCUAAAAACUUAAACACUCACUUGUGGGGCCCAGUUGUUCAAAAGGUGGACAAUGCUUUGCACAGGAUAAAUCUUAAUUAGUCCAGUGGAUAACGCGAUUGGUUUCCCUAAUACCCGGGGGUACUCCCUAUGAUGGCGUAUACAAGGAGGAUCCGCCCGAAAGCAGUACCUUUUUCAGGCUUCAGGUAUGUGAAAGGGUAGGGAAAUCUGUCAUUUGGGUCUGUGACAGGGUCCAAAAGGGCUAACAGAUGAAAUUAUGGCUGUAUAAAUUCGAAAAAAACUUUCUAUUUUAUGAUUGAUUACUAUUUAAAAAACAGCGCUUUUACAACAGUUAAAAGGGAUGCAAUGUUCUAAACAAGGUUUGUGAGAGGGAUACCAUUUGUCAACAGAAGGAAAACGAAAGGGGUACCUUUCUCGUAAAAAAUGGGAUAUAAAAGUUGGACCUCGGGGCGGAGCCUCCCCGUGUAAACAUUUGUUGAGUACCCACACCCCCCCCCCCCCUUCCCCCGGGCCCUCUCCAAAGUUUGAACAACUAGGGCCAGAUGACCGAAUUUGUUGUGUUACUUAUCAAAUAGCUAUACGACAACCAAAGCCAUGCGACAUCAAUCCCUGUGAACAUGGAGGGAAGUGUAUGAAUGUUGGAAACAGCUUCAAAUGUCUUUGCCCUAAAGGAUAUACCGGACGGACAUGCGCACAAGGCAAGUAAAUACAGUAUUAGUGCUCUUAUGACAUUGCCAUAAAUUUGGCUACAGGGAAACUUGCACUAAACUGGACCCUACAUCAAGCGAAUAACCCGUAAUUAACUAGCCGUAAUCAGGGAUUACGGAGUGCGUUCGAAUGUUGUAAAUAGUAUAACGCAUUCGCGCAUUCUGAUGCUUUUAGAUACGCGCGCAUCUUGCCCAUGGAGUCUAUGACGUAUUUUCCGGUGGUUGAACCAACCUAACAUUGAGAUUCUUUCUGCUAAAUGCUUGUGUCCAGGCUUAUCGCGUUCAGUUUAGGUUGUGUUGUCCUGGCGUAGAACACAAUUACUAUUCAUUAAAAUAUUUCGCCUUUUUUGAUUGUUUUUUUCCUUGACUAACUCUUCAUAACCAGCCGGCGCUGAUCAUAUUUUGCAGGUACGAGCAUAUAUCAUCUCGAUGGUAUGUUUAACAAUCCACAAGCGCGCAUUGAAUAUGAAAUGGAAGCAGAGCGCCGAGUUGGCUUAACCGAUUUCAAGUACAACAUGCGCGAGUGAUAAUUUCUUUUUAUUGAAAACGCUCACAGAAUAUCGAUAAACCGGAGUCCUGACCUUAUUUUGUUGAAACGAACGGCGAAAAAACAAGGGACUUUAGCUUAGUCACAAAUUGUCACCAAGAUUGUCCCCUUGCAAAAUUCAGGGAUAAUGGUGGUCUAAAUUUCAUUGGUCGCCUGAUUACCCCCUGAAAUGUACUCCACCUAGUCCAUUACUAAUGGAAAGAAAGUCAGUGGGAGAAAAUAUUUGAAAGUGGCGAUCUUUGUUUACUUUCAUUUCUUCGUGAUAUAGACAUGGAUGAGUGUGCUUAUGAAAAAGGCGGCUGCCAAGAUAUUUGUGUGAAUACAGUUGGAAGCUACUAUUGUUCAUGUUCAGAUCCUGAGUUCAGUCUCGCUCCAGACAAACGCCAUUGUAUUGGUAUGUAAUAGUGUUGCUUUUGGCUAGGUACCAGACUCAGUGAAGGAUUUAAGGGAGGGUGGGCGGGGUCAGAGGGGUCCGGCCCCUACUAGAUACAUAGUAAAAUGAGAACGGAGGAUUUUUAAAAGUAGCUAACUCUAACUGACUAACCUGAGCUACAGAUUCUAUAAUCGUGUCAUUUCGAUUAAAAUUAGCCCUUGAUCCAAUAAUCCCGCCCGACGGUAAUUAUCGAAACAUUUGCUUUGAAAAUGCGUUACAGAGAUUCCUUCAAUCUUCUAAGACUUUUAAUUAAUUGGCGGAUGUUGGGACAUAAAAAAGUGAUUCCAAACAUGGAACAAGCUUGCGUUCAAUCGAUACUUCGCUUUGACGUCAUACUGCAACACGAUUGGCCAAUCAAACAAUGCCGUCUCCAUAUUAGGGUUUUCUUUGGCGGGAAAACGAAGAGGCCAUGUUUUGAUCUUUUCAUCCAUUGGCUGAUAAAACAAAUAACGAACACUUACCGAAACCAUUUUUCAAGGUCAUACGAAAAUCGCUCUAUCACUAAAACUGUGCACCGUUUAUAAUUUCAAUCCUGAACAGCGUCUUUUCUUGUACAUUCCGAAUCCAGGGCGGCCUUGACAUAAUCUAAAUAACCGAUCUCGGGCACUUCUUUAAUUUGUAUUAGGUCGCAUCAAUGAUGCAGCUGUUCUCGGUAUAAAUGGAGAAACAAUCCUGCUUUUGUUUGUUUUUCGUAAACAGCUGAAGGAGUGGAAGUGGAUUGUGGACAAAAUGAUAUGAAAAUAACUCUGCCCAAGUCCCUGCUCGAAGGUUUGGACCGUCAACACCUGAGGCUGAUUGAUGUCAGCUGUAGAGCAUAUGAAAACAAGACACAUUACUUCCUUCAAACCCAGCUCACGGGCUGCAAAACGAAGCUUAGACGAAAAGGAGACUUUUUCGUCUACACCAACAUGGUUUCUGAAAUACCCAUCAAAGAGAACCAGAUAGUCACGCGCGUACGUGAAGCUAUGAUCCCUUUCUUCUGCUGCUAUUCAAAAUGGGGCGUGGUUUCGUCAGUUGGGCUUAAACCAAUGAGCAAGAAGGUCAUUUUUUCCUCCAAAGGAUUUGGAAAGUUCACCAUCUUUUUGAAAUUAUUCAACAAACCAACGUAAGUGAACACUUAUUCGAUGACGAGAACAAGAAAAAGUAUGAGAUCUCGGUUUAAUACUCUUACUCGUAGUCGAUACUUGACCCUUCAACACUUUAAGUCCCAAGAGUGAUCAACAUCAAUUUCUCCAAACAAUGAUCACCUCAGGGAAAAUGCUUUGACCCUCUAUCAAAUUCUCUCAACUAAUUCUUCAAGGAAAUGUAUGAAGAUUAGUUUGGAGAAUUUUUAUGUGGAUGUCGGGGCUUAAAGUGUUAAGUCUCAAUAUCCACAUACAAUGUCUCCAGAUUGAUCUCCACACAUUUCCUUAAAAACUAUGUCGAAAGAAUUUGAUAAAAGAUCAAAGCGGUUUCCCUUGAGAGAUCAAGUUAUUCAUUCUCAUCACGUUUUCUUUCGUUAAGUGAUGUUGGUCACCCGCGGGACAUUCAAAGGGUCAAACUCUCAAUAGGCGGAGUCCAGUUUUCAGGUCGUUUAAUGUAAUACGGGAGUUUGAAAAAGGGUUAACAUAAAUCAUUGCAGUUUUUCACCUCUUCUCUGAAACAAAAGGGAAAGAUCACCUCAGGCUUUCUUUGAUGUUAAAAAAGGACCUGUCUUAACUCCAAGCGUCCUAAUAUAUAGAUUUAGCCGAAGCUAAAGGCAAACCUCUCGUUAAUUAAAAAAAAACACUAGAAAAAAAUUUUAAAAAGACACAUUAGAGUUGAGCCUGCGAUCAGUUGAAUACUAGAAACUUGUCAGCGGUAAACUUAAAAAAACACGUAGCCUGUUGGGUCGACAUCUGAGCCUGAGAUACGGUCAUGUGAUACUGGUCAGCGGAUACCCUGUUUUGACAGCGUUAAUUGACCACAACAUGGAUGUGCAACACUAGGUUACAGGCUCCCACGCUAGCUAGAAAGUGUAACCUUUCGCAUUGGUUUCCUUGCGGUGCGGACAGACGGGCGGGUAGACGUAUGCUCAGGUGACUACCAAUAUUUCAUGGAUGGAGAGGAGACAAGAGAUUUGAUGAACGCAUUUUCAAUUACACCUACUGCUAAAACCUGGGGCUGUUAAAAAUCAGUCACAGAGAGUUUUGUUGUAGUUACAGAAGACUUGUUAAAACUCCUCCAUUAAUAAAGAGCUCACUAAUUUGUUACCUGUAGUCUAAAAACUGAUAGUAUAAAAUUGAGUGAUUGUGGUUUUCAAUUUUGUUAUCAGCUUCGAAAAUCCAUUCUCCCAAAAAGACUUCCCUGUUAUGUUUACCAUUCGAGAAAGAAUGUACUUUGAGCUGCACGUCGACACUGAAGAUCGUCGACUGACGAUUUUUGCCUUGGACUGCUUUGCUACCCCAUCUCAGGACAGGAAUGCACUGCCCAGAUACGAUGUUAUAAAAGACGGGUACGUAUCUCACACAUAUAGCUCUGUAUCAGGAGGUCCUCCUGCUCCGUAUCAAUCUCCGAAGGGUAUAAUUAUUAUAUAUUUAGUUUAUGUGUGUUUUUGGUCAAUGUAUUACUCCCUAUGAUGGCCUAAACAGGGAAACUUUGUUUCUGUUUCCAGAUGCGCCGUUGAUAACACAGUGGAGUUCCACCACCCGCCCAACCCACAAAAUCAGCGUUUUAGCUUGGAAGCCUUCCAGUAUGUCAGCAAACACCCUUACGUGUUUAUGCACUGUAGAGUUAAAAUCUGCAACGCCACGGAUCCAAACUCAAGGUGCGCUCGAGGCUGCGUGAAACGUGAGCUUAGAAGCGUUGAAACUCUCCAUGAAACGGCUAACAACGAGUAUUCUCUGGCCCAAGGACCGCUUACUCUGGAUCGAGAGAAGAGAGUAGCGAAUGCAGAUGAAGCCGUUAAGUCGGAUCAGAGCACGCACGAAGCAGAGCGCAGUAAGUAGCGGUCGCUUACUUUUUUGAUGCAAAUGAAUUUUGUGUAUGUAGAAAUCUGUUCGACUUCGAUAAAACAGUAAAGCUGGAUUAACAUUUGAAUAAGCUUUGCGGGUUUUAGCCUUGCUGACGUGAUUUCUAUGGUCUUAAAGUAAAGACAGCCAAAAAAUGCUUGAAAUUCCAAGAUUCAUUUUGUUGAAUUAAGACAAUCAUUACUACGAGCCCACUCGUUUUAAAUACAGGUUCCUUGUAGUUCUGAAUCAGCAAUUCUUGAAUAUCACGUGGAAUUCUCUAUCCUAGAUCGUGAAAGUUAACUUCUCAAUCACUAACGUAACGCUUCGCUUUUAAUGCGAGCGUUACGUUACGUUAUGCUCAGAUGUAUUUAAUAUAAGAUAAUCUUAUUAUACAGGUCUACAGCUGCCAGUUGUUAUUACUUUGGCGGUAGUCAUUGGAGUCUGUCUGGUGGGUAUCUCUUAUUUACUGUGGCAGAAGAAACGCGUGAAAGCUUUUCGUCAGUACAAGCAGCUUUAUGUCGACUCACGGAACUGA
Porites evermanni is the source of this 12919-nucleotide messenger RNA. NCBI's taxonomy places the organism in Eukaryota, Metazoa, Cnidaria, Anthozoa, Scleractinia, Poritidae. The record is from the annotation of a GenBank genome assembly.